AUUAAUAUGAUCAUGAACGUCACUUGACGUUACAAAUCUGGUUGAGACUUUACAAGUGGUAGCCUCUGGUAACUAGAGUUACUGGGUUCUCUGCACGUUUGAGCCUUCGGUGUCUCAAUAUUUCAGAUUCUUUGGUAGACUCAAAGCUAGCAUUAUUCGCACGCAAAUUAAGCAUCUUCUUGAGGGCGAAAGCUUCUUCUUCCCUUUGCAUCUUUCUUUUACUUUUUCUCGUCUACAUAAUCUCCGUAUUAGCUUUGUUUGAAGUUUUUAUACAUGUGAAGGAAGAUGAUAUGGGCAACGUUUUUGCCAUCCAUAAGCGUCAGCAGCCAAUUAACAACACUAACCCCGAGUUAAAUCGCAGGACAACUAGCAGUCAGAUAAGUUCUAGAGGGAAAUCUGAAAUUAUUAGCACAAAUCGCAGCAUGUCACGACAACCAUCAACCUCUGUAACCGUGAGUGGUACUGGUCCAAAGAUGAAGAGGAGCAACAACAUAAAGAACAAGUAUUCUUUUAUCCCUGACAAUUUCACAACCCUUGAAGAGGUAACAAUAGCCUUGAGGGAUGCUGGAUUAGAAUCUUCCAAUCUCAUUCUUGGAAUCGAUUUCACAAAAAGCAAUGAAUGGACUGGCAAAAUAUCAUUUAAUAAUCGGAGCCUUCAUGCCAUUGGAGACACCCCUAAUCCAUAUGAAACAGCGAUCUCUAUAAUUGGAAAGACAAUUGCCCCCUUUGAUGAAGACAACUUGAUCCCUUGUUUUGGCUUUGGUGAUGCAACAACACAUGAUCAAGAAGUGUUUAGUUUUCACAGUGAUCAUACUCCUUGCCAUGGUUUUGAAGAAGUAUUAUCAUGCUACCGAAAGAUAGUUCCAAGCUUGCGACUUUCAGGGCCAACUUCUUAUGCACCGGUGAUUGAAGCUGCAAUCGACAUUGUAGAGAAGAGUGGCGGGCAGUACCAUGUAUUGGUUAUAGUUGCAGAUGGCCAGGUGACUAGGAGUGUCGAUACACAUCCUAGAGAACUUAGUCCACAAGAAAAGCAAACAAUCCAGUCUAUUGUUGAUGCAAGUUCAUAUCCACUCUCCAUUAUUCUUGUUGGUGUCGGGGAUGGACCUUGGGAAGACAUGAGGAAAUUUGAUGACAAGAUCCCGGCACGGGAAUUUGAUAAUUUUCAGUUUGUUAAUUUCACUGCCAUUAUGUCAAAACAAUCAAGUCCUUCUGAGAAAGAAACAGCUUUUGCUCUUGCUGCCCUAAUGGAGAUUCCCUUGCAGUACAGAGCAGCCAUGGAAUUCGGUUUACUCAAGCGUAGAACAGGGAGAGCACCAAAGAUAGUUCCCCGCCCUCCUCCUGUUCUUUACAGUCGUCGUGCUCCACUAGAGCAUGAAGUAAGCACCACUGCAUCAUCACCUGCAAUAGAUGAUCGAACCCAGGCUUGUCCGAUUUGCUUGACUAGUCCAAAGGACUUAGCCUUCGGUUGUGGACACAUGACUUGUAGAGACUGUGGGUCAAGAGUAACAAACUGUCCCAUAUGCCGCCAGAGGAUCACCAAUCGCCUGAGGCUAUAUUCUUAAUAGUUGAUCCAAAGGAAGCUCAAACGGGUUAGGCUUGGGAGACAACAGUGCUUUCACGAUUGAGAAUUGUGAAUUUUUUUUUUGUAAAUUUCUGUUUUCUAACCCUGAUUUGUGCACUUGUAUGCCUGUGUUCUUUCUUUGCAGGUUUGAGAAUUGUGCUUUCAGGUUUCUACCAUAUGUAUCUUCAAUAAAAGAUUUGUUUAGUAA
Mangifera indica (mango) is the source of this 1769-nucleotide messenger RNA. Its product is annotated as E3 ubiquitin-protein ligase RGLG4-like. The record is from RefSeq and is a predicted model, not a curated record. Bases 291 to 1562 code for a protein of 423 amino acids. The transcript has 11 exons. Lineage: Eukaryota; Viridiplantae; Streptophyta; Magnoliopsida; Sapindales; Anacardiaceae.